AUGCCUCCGAGACGUGGUAGACCUGCCCGUUUGCCGGUGAGGGAAGAACCCCCUCCACCCGAGCAUGCACCACCAGAGUUCCAGCAGCAGUUCUUUGAUACGAUGUGGCAUCAGUACCAGAUGAACAUGCCACAUCAGGCUGGAGCUAGACCAGAGGGUAUUCCACCCCCACCUCCGCCGGGACCACCAGGGCAUCUAGCCCCUGUUGUGGUGGACUACCUGCCCUUGAUACGGGAACUUCGGAUGAUGGGGACACCGAGGUUUGAGGGUACUCAGAGACCUGAGAUCGCGGAGGAUUGGCUGAUCCGCAUCUCCAGGGAUCUGGAUUAUGUCAGAUGCCCGCUGUUGUACCGGGCAGAGAUCGCGAGCCACCAUCUGUAUGGAGAAGCACUUCAUUGGUGGGAGGAAGUGGUUCGUGAGGCUGCACCCGGAUAUCAGUUUACUUGGGAGGAGUUCCGGGCACGUUUUGAAGACAAGUAUUGUCUGAAGGGAGACCAGGAUCACCGUAUUGUGGAGUUCCUCCAUCUGGAGCAGGGUGAUCGGACUUUAGCUGCGUAUGAGGCCGAGUUCACCCGUCUAUUGCGAUAUGGGGCACAUCUGGUGCCAACUGAGAGGCUGAAGAUCCAGAAGUUUGUGACUGGAUUACGCCCAUAUCUGCGCAGGAGGAUAGAGAUCCAGGAGUAUCCUACGCUGAGUAGGUACAUUGCGCAGCUGACCAAGCUGGAAAGGACAGAGUAUGAGGAGCAGCAAGAGGCAAGGAACCGAGAGAGGAGUCCUAUGAGACGAGUUACAUUCACUCGUCCCUCGAGUUCCAGACAGAUGAUGCAGCCCCGGGAUAAGGGGAAGGCGCCAGCAUUUCGUCCGGCAGCACCACCGCCACCAGCACUGCCAGGAUCGCGCAGAUCUUGCCCACGUUGCGGGCGAGAUCAUGUUGGACCAUGCCGUACUGGGUAUACUUGUUACCGUUGUGGUCAACCUGGCCACUUCGCUAACCAGUGCACCGGAGACGUAGCUGCUUCCAGUCAGCAGAGAGUCAGACCCCCACGCCCUCAGCCACCACGUAGAGGAGGAGUAGCACCACGGGUAUAUGCACGUGCGGUGGAGGAAGAAGUCCUGGGCGACGGAGCUUACUUUGCUCAGGAGACAGUCACCAUUGAUGCUGUCGUCGAGGGUGACCCCGAGCAGUUAGACGCUGCUACCAUCACAGGUAUCAUACAUCUUCAUGGUACUGCAUGCCACGUUUUGUUUGAUACGGGAGCUACACAUAGCUUCCUAAGUUUAAGUACAGCGGAGGGCUUGGAUGUGAUGGAUAUGGAUACAGCUGAGAGAUAUAGAGUGCAUACCCCUUCGGGAGAGAUCCUGCCAGUGACCGGGGUGUUACGCGGGAUCCCUCUAAUACUCUGUGGAAGGAAUCUCUUAGCUGAUCUGAUUAUAGUACCUAUUCAGGGGUAUGAUUUGAUAUUGGGAAUGGAUUGGCUGACCGUGCAUCAGGCACACAUUGACUGCCGCAGGCGGGUGAUUCAGUUUGCAGAUGCGGCAGGGAAGUUUGAGUUUAUGGGAGACAGAGCACGAAAUCCUUUCCCGAUCAUAUCAGCAUUUCAGGCCAGCCGAAUGAUUCAGAAGGGAGAUGAGGCGUUUCUCGUGGUAGUGACAGCUAUCCAGGAGGCGGAGAUGAGGUUGGAUGAGACGCCUGUAGUUCGUGAUUUUCCUGACGUCUUUCCGGAGGAAUUGCCAGGGCUACCACCGGAGAGAGAGGUGGACUUUUGCAUUGAUGUGAUUCCAGGUACGGAACCGGUAUCUAAGACUCCGUACCGAAUGGCUCCAACAGAGAUGGCAGAAUUGAAGAAGCAGUUGAAUGAGUUGAUGGAGAAGGGAUUCAUUCAGCCGAGUGUUUCGCCUUGGGGAGCGCCCGUGCUAUUCGUCAAGAAGAAGGACGGUAGCAUGCGAUUGUGCAUUGACUAUCGAGGACUUAAUCAGGUAACCAUUAAGAAUCGGUAUCCACUGCCGAGGAUUGAUGAGUUACUUGAUCAGUUGCAGGGUGCACAGUGGUUCUCGAAGAUAGAUUUGCGCUCGGGAUAUCAUCAGAUUGGUGUGAAGGCCGGGGAUGUGCAGAAGACGGCUUUCCGUACACGGUAUGGACAUUUUGAGUUUGUCGUUAUGCCUUUUGGACUGACGAACGCUCCUGCAGUAUUUAUGCAGUUGAUGAACCGUGUAUUCAUGGAUUACCUCGACGAGAAGUUGGAUUUAUGGGCCAUGUGA
Messenger RNA from Tarenaya hassleriana, 2259 nucleotides. RefSeq lists its product as uncharacterized. The transcript is spliced from 2 exons. Gene Ontology annotation, molecular function: zinc ion binding; nucleic acid binding; aspartic-type endopeptidase activity. Bases 1 to 2259 code for a protein of 752 amino acids. Lineage: Eukaryota; Viridiplantae; Streptophyta; Magnoliopsida; Brassicales; Cleomaceae. Gene Ontology annotation, biological process: proteolysis. The record is from RefSeq and is a predicted model, not a curated record.